CCCUGAAGGUCCCUACCUCGCCUCCUCCCAGCCCUCCCCACUCAUCUCCGCCAUCCCUAUACCCAUCUCCUCUCCGCGUGACCCAGAUGAGGAACCAUCGAUGAUGGCGUACGGGAAGCACGCAUGGAGGGCGCUGCCGAGGCGACGGCGCCGGGGACGGAAGCUACCUCUACCGACAACAGCACGAAUCAUCAAGGGCCGUGGCGCUGCCAUCCCAGUUGUCGGCGUCCUCUUCUGCGCCCUGGCCACAGAGGAGGACUGCCACAACUGUUGUGGAUCCUCAUCGUUCGUGUUGUGCAAGGACGGGGGUCGUCCUCGUUGUGCGAGGGCAGCACAUCGGGAGCUGCAACAACUAGGUUGCCGCACUCCUUGUCGACGCCCUUCUGAGCCUGUUGAACGCCGCGGUCAACGACUACGUGGGAAGAGCUGCGACAUGCUGCUUCACCUUCAAUGGCUUUUCGCGCCGGUCAAAAGACUGCAGGCAUGCAGAAUACAUCUCUGAAGGACCUAGCCAUGACUAUUACUGUGCAUGUGUGAACUCCUAUGAUAUGGGAAUUUGGAAGCCAGGAAACAUGGGCACUAUUUCAGCUAGAUUUUGUUGUAGUAGAUUGCCAGGUUAGGCUGAACAAAGGGCAAUAUAGUGUUUUGCCUUCUAUCAAAAGUUGGUGAUCUGAAAUACUGAACAGAAAACUAUUAUGUA
Triticum dicoccoides is the source of this 700-nucleotide messenger RNA. RefSeq lists its product as uncharacterized. The record is from RefSeq and is a predicted model, not a curated record. The transcript is spliced from 2 exons. NCBI's taxonomy places the organism in Eukaryota, Viridiplantae, Streptophyta, Magnoliopsida, Poales, Poaceae. The coding region runs from base 101 to 502 and encodes 133 amino acids.